AUGUACGCAUCAUCAAAACAAGAAUACAAAAUAGUAGUUUUCGGAGCAGGUGGUGUUGGUAAAUCUGCUCUAACUAUUCAGUUUGUCCAAGGUCAAUUUGUUAAAGACUACAACCCAACGAUUGAAGAUGCCUAUAAUAAACGUUUCAGCGUAGAUGGAAGAAUACUACAAUUGAAUGUUACAGAUACUGCUGGUCAAGAUGACUUUGCUGCUAUGAGAACUGCUUACAUGAGAACAGGAGAAGGCUUUAUAUUGGUUUAUUCUAUUAUUGACAGGUUUUCAUUUGAAGAUGUUGAGAAAUUUUACAAGGAACUUAUAAGAAGCAAAGGAACAGAAAAAUUUACUUGUGUUUUGUGCGGAAACAAAUCUGACUUAGAAGGAUCUAGAAAAGUUUCAAAAGCUGAAGGCCAAGAGCUUGCCAACAAACUCAACUGUCAAUUUUUCGAAACAUCAGCAAAAAACAAUCACAAUAUUGUUGAAACAUUUGAAUAUUUAUCCAGGGAAUACUUUAAGAUUCAUGACAUCUCCUCAGGUAAAUCAGGUAAAAAAGAACCCUCUUGUGAAUGUCUACUUUUGUGA
This is a messenger RNA of Trichomonas vaginalis G3, 579 nucleotides long. Its product is annotated as GTPase protein. NCBI's taxonomy places the organism in Eukaryota, Parabasalia, Trichomonadida, Trichomonadidae. The transcript has a single exon. Gene Ontology annotation, biological process: signal transduction. The record is from RefSeq and is a predicted model, not a curated record. Gene Ontology annotation, molecular function: GTPase activity; GDP binding; GTP binding. The coding region runs from base 1 to 579 and encodes 192 amino acids. Gene Ontology annotation, cellular component: plasma membrane.